Molecule: messenger RNA, 1545 nt
Organism: Peronospora matthiolae
Lineage: Eukaryota; Oomycota; Peronosporomycetes; Peronosporales; Peronosporaceae
Source: the annotation of a GenBank genome assembly
AUGCGCACAUUUUGCUUCAUUUUACAGGAUUUGCACUCGUACGACUCGAAAGAGGAGACAGGGAUGGUGGGAUUGAAAAACCAGGGGGCUACAUGCUACUUGAACUCGCUGUUGCAGACGUUAUUUCACUUGCGAGCAUUUAGGCAGAUGGUGUAUGAAACGUCCACGGCUCAGGAAGAUACCAAUAAUUCUGUGUCAUUGGCACUGCAGCGUGUAUUUCACCGGUUACAGAGUCAACAAAAGGUAGUGUCGACGAAGGAACUGACGCGCUCGUUUGGAUGGAGUGCAAUCGACUCGUUCAUGCAGCAUGACGUGCAGGAGCUGUACCGAAUUUUGUGCGAUCGGUUAGAAGAAAAAAUGAAACACACGAGAGUGGACUCGGCAAUUCCGAAGCUUUUUGAAGGCAAAGUAAGGUCUUUUGUGCAAUGUGUGAAUGUGGACUUUCAGUCUUUUCGUGAUGAAAGCUUUUAUGACUUGCAACUGGACGUGAAAGGCUGUAAAGACUUGAUGCAGUCUUUUCGUAAGUAUGUGGAAGUGGAAAUGCUGGAUGGUGACAAUCAGUACGACGCUGAAGGACAUGGGAAACAGGAUGCCAAGAAGGGUAUUGAGUUUGCCUCGUUUCCACCUGUCCUUAAUAUCCAGCUUAAGCGCUUUGAGUACGAUGCCAUGCGUGAUGGCAUGGUCAAGGUUCACGAUCGCUUCGAGUUUCCAAAAGUUCUUAUUCUCGAUGAAUUUAUCGCUCACAGUAGCGCAACAAAAGACACCAACGAGAAAUCUCCACGGUAUGUUUAUCAUCUCCAUAGUGUUCUGGUUCACAGUGGUGAUGUGCACGGCGGUCAUUACUACGUAUUUAUUCGACCUGGAAAGCAUACUAGUUCAAGUACGAGUUGGUUCAAGUUUGACGAUGACCAGAUCACGCGCGUGGAUGAACGUAUAGCAAUCGAGGGAAAUUUUGGUUCUGGUGGGACUCCUGUAACACCACAAGGAGGAUCUACGGAAUCGCCGUCGCCUUUGCACUCGUCAUCAAUUUUUGGUCCGUCUGAUAUAAACGCUGAAAAUGCUAAUGAGCCUGGUGGCAUGGAUGGCUUAGAAUUUACGUCGGUGGCUGCACCGGGCGAGCCCGGUACUGGUGGCGGCAGCGCAACGGAUGAAGGAUAUGAGUACAGUCAAUAUAACGACACGAGCAGUAUCCCGUUACGUCCUUCGUCAAGCACUCAGAUGCUUCCAAUUGGUAGGAGUUUUUCUAGCGCAUACAUGCUCGUGUACGUGCGCAACGGUGAGAACGACAUCAGCGCCAUUCAGGAAGGGGCUUUUGUGGAUACAGAGAGUAUCACAACGACACCUUGUGCUUCAAAAAAAAUAUCCGCGGCUGAUCAUUUACUCAACAGCAUUAAAACGGAAGUACCACCUAUCAAACCGGAGAUUCGUACUUGGGAAAGCGAUCCGGUGUCGAUUCCGACCGAGCUGGUUACACGGUUCCACGAGGAGGAAGAAGCAGUUAGCCGGCGCAAGAAAGCUCAGCAAACAGAGCAUGUAACGGGGUGA